AUGGCUAGUAUUCCUGAAGUAAACCACUCGAAUAACAUCAUGCUCUGGGAUGAAAGUAUUUUUAGUGGUGAUAACUACGAGGGAUGUGAUGGUUCGGUGCCUACUGAGGGGAGAGAAAAUACGGCUGAAGAAAAUGUGAUAGUAGAACGUGAGAAACGCAAACUGACCAUCCCAUCCUCUCUGGGUUACGGCGAGCGCGGGGCCGGCAACGUGAUCCCUCCCCACGCUACCCUCCACUUUGAUGUGGAACUCAUCAACAUCGGUGACUCGCCCCCGACCACCAACGUCUUCAAAGAAAUCGACGCUGACGCCGACAACAUGCUGUCCCGCGAAGAAGUGAGUAUAGAGUUAGCGUUCCAAGCCAUGGAUACCGAUGGAGACAAAGAAUUAUCGCGCGAGGAGGUCAGCGAGUACUUGAAGAAACAGAUGGUUCCGUCCGACGGCGCCGAGAUGAGUGACGACAUCAAACAGAUGCUGGAGAGUCACGACAAGCUUGUAGAAGAGAUCUUCCAACACGAAGAUAAGGAUAAGAAUGGAUUUAUAAGCCACGAGGAAUUCUCAGGGCCAAAACAUGAUGAACUCUAAAAACCUAAUUAUUUAACGUAGAAAACUCGCUCCCGCGUCAAUACUGAUUUCAUAUUUAGCGCAGUGACGGGAGACGAGCGUGUAAGUUGUGAGUGCGAUUUAAUAAGUGUCUACAGAUAAUUUAUACCCAGUCAUAAGUAAAUUCACAAUAGUCCUGCGAUGUAUUGAUGUCGAUCUACGGAUCCAACUUUGUGUAGAAUUAGUAAGUUUUAAGAGUCAUUUUAAUAAAUUUUUGUUGAGUCUUUUGUACUUAGUUUAUUUACUUAUGUUGUUGGUGUCAUGGAG
Spodoptera exigua (beet armyworm) is the source of this 870-nucleotide messenger RNA. NCBI's taxonomy places the organism in Eukaryota, Metazoa, Arthropoda, Insecta, Lepidoptera, Noctuidae. The record is from the annotation of a GenBank genome assembly.